CAAAACAGCUGUUUAAGUCAUCUAAGUUGGCCAUAUUAUGCUAUUCAAUCUGCAUUCUGCAGUGCCUCUGACUGUAACUAAAUUUUAUUGAAUUUAGAUUACGUUUUCCAUCUUCUGAAGGAGUUUAAUAAAUUCUGCGUCCACCACAGAUGUCUUCCAAAUAACUUACAUUCCUGCAUGAACUAUUCCUGCACUUGUUUUUCAACUUAUUAGAUCACAAUGAUUUUGGUAAAUAGACUUUGGUUUGUCUGUAGAACUAACAAAUACCCCAUGAAAGUAUUAUGGUCUGCAGGUAAAGGAGAGAGAGUUAUACUUGAUAACUCAAAAAUAUAUUCCGUACUAUUGUGCAAACAGUGUGUUCAAAACUUUUCCAAAUCAGUGUCUGUACAGUCAAGCAAGCAUUUACCAUUUUCAAGGGUAUUUUCCGGUUAUGUGCGACAUGUGCUGCAAUGUAUUAGAAGACCAAAAUCAACUAAUGCUAACAGUGCGCCGUUGAAAAGCUCUGGAAACAAAAGUGAAAAAUUAGAAGCAUCAAAAAUAAGUAAACAAGAGUUCAAAAGACUUCUCGGUCUUGCAAAACCCGAGAGAUGGAAACUGGCAGGUGCCAUAGUGCUGCUCCUUGUGUCCAGUACUGUGACCAUGGCUAUUCCCUUUGCUUUGGGCAAAGUAAUCGAUAUUAUCUAUACAGAAGAUUCCCAAAACAGAUGA
This is a messenger RNA of Homalodisca vitripennis (glassy-winged sharpshooter), 708 nucleotides long. Its product is annotated as ATP-dependent permease MDL1-like. Gene Ontology annotation, cellular component: membrane. Bases 220 to 708 code for a protein of 162 amino acids. Lineage: Eukaryota; Metazoa; Arthropoda; Insecta; Hemiptera; Cicadellidae. The record is from RefSeq and is a predicted model, not a curated record. Gene Ontology annotation, molecular function: ATP binding. The transcript is spliced from 3 exons.